UCAGUCUUGAAAGUUCCGUCGACGUACUUGGUGUUUUGCGCAUCCCAUUUCUCUUAGGCAUUUUCGCUUAUUCUAGUGAAAGCAGAGAUUUUCUCGUGUUCCUCGUGGUGUAAAGUGAAACAAAACACUCGGUAUUAAAUAAUGGCUCCACCAGCGUACUCCGAUCUCGGCAAGCAGGCCCGCGAUGUCUUCAACAAAGGCUACCACUUUGGACUGUGGAAGCUGGACGUCAAGACGAAGACCAACUCCGGCGUGGAGUUCAGCACGAGCGGUCACUCGAACCAGGACACUGGAAAGGUGUUCGGCUCGCUCGAAACAAAGUACAAGGUGAAGGAGUAUGGCCUGAACUUCUCGGAGAAAUGGAACACGGACAACACGCUGACGUCGGAGGUUUCCGUCGAAAACCAGCUGGUCAAGGGGCUGAAGGUGUCGUUCGACGGCAUGUUCGUGCCGCACACCGGGUACGUUGCACCGUUCGGCUAUGCCAUAUCUUACAAGUACCGGCGGAAGGUGCCGGAGGACACUGCUGCUAAUACUACUUUCGUUUUGUCAUACAGAAGCAAAACGGGACGCUUCAAGACUGCCUACUCGCACGACCGCGUGCGCGUCGAUGCCGAUUUCAACGUCGACCUGAGCGGACCGCUGGUCAACGCUUCCGGUGUUGCCGGCUACCAGGGCUGGCUGGCCGGUUACCAGGUAGCAUUUGACUCGCAGAAGUCGAAAAUCACCGCCAACAACUUUGCCCUCGGCUACUCGGCUGGGGACUUCGUUCUGCACACGAACGUCAACGACGGACGUGAGUUCGGAGGACUCAUCUAUCAGCGAUGCAACGAUCGCCUUGAGACCGCCGUCCAGCUGUCGUGGGCUUCUGGAUCGAAUGCGACCAAAUUCGGCAUGGCCGCCAAGUACGACUUGGACAAGGAUGCUUCCGUCCGGGCCAAGGUCAACAAUCAGAGCCAGAUUGGUCUCGGCUACCAGCAGAAGCUCCGCGAUGGCAUUACUCUAACCUUGUCCACGCUCGUUGAUGGCAAGAAUUUCAACGCUGGCGGCCACAAGAUUGGCGUCGCUCUGGAGCUGGAAGCUUAAGGCGUGCUAAGAUUUGUGUUCGCUCUUUGUCCCCUUUUGGGCUCUCGUCCACUCCGUUGCUGUCCCCUGAAGCCGCUACGUAAAGAGCUGUUUUUUGGCCGGGAGCAAAGCGUAUGAGGGUCUGAAAUGCGGGGGAGAUUGCAAUUGUAUUGGGUGUAGUUGCAGAGAGUUUUAAGAAAUAUUAAACGAUGGAGGGAAUCCGUACAUACCUACUAAUGCUAAUGUUUAAAUAAAUUGUGAAUCGAGAUAAAAACAAAAGAAAUUUUACCAGUCACAGCCCCACACUCCUCGCAGCAAGGCACACGGAACCAUUAUGUUUUAAGCUAAUCACCUGUAUUGAGCAGAUAUAUAGCAAGGGAAGGACACGUUUUCCGUUGUACUAUUCUCAGAAAGUUCUCCCGCUGUUAUUUAAACGCACAAUUAAACUUGGUUUCCAACGCUUGCGUAAACUUAUAGUACCAUAGGCGAGCCACCAACCUGACGCUAAAGAUAACCAACAAAACUCUAAAGAAUGGUUUAUUUUAAUGCCCCUCGAUUGAAAGAAUGACGGAAACCUAUCAACUAUCGUUUCUGCAAUUCACAGCUGCAUCAAUUGCAGUGUCUCUGGCUUCAAUUUGAUGAAUCGUUAACGUUACGCUCAAACACUACCACUAGCCCGAGAUGGUGAAGGACAUCAAGCUAAGACCAAUGUCGUAUCACUUCGAGAUUUAUAGGUACAAAUGACCUACUGCCGAAAAAAUCGUUGGAACAUUAAGGAUAAAUAAAUACAUAAUUGACCGGU
This is a messenger RNA of Anopheles coustani, 1867 nucleotides long. Its product is annotated as voltage-dependent anion-selective channel-like. Gene Ontology annotation, biological process: monoatomic anion transmembrane transport. The coding region runs from base 142 to 1086 and encodes 314 amino acids. Gene Ontology annotation, molecular function: voltage-gated monoatomic anion channel activity. Gene Ontology annotation, cellular component: mitochondrial outer membrane. The transcript is spliced from 4 exons. The record is from RefSeq and is a predicted model, not a curated record. Lineage: Eukaryota; Metazoa; Arthropoda; Insecta; Diptera; Culicidae.